GUAUUGAGCGGCUUGUCUCUGCAACACGCCGACUAUGUCGCUUUGUUGUCGCAUUUUGUCGACUCAAUCUGUCCACGGAUAGUCCGACGGGAAUGUCGCCCUGAGUAUUUCAAUCACGAGUAUAUGCUCCGACUGGCAUAUGUUUGCCCUCCUUUAAUGGCAGUCAUAAUUGCUGUUGCUGCAUUUGAUAAGGAAACGCCACGCUAUGACCGAUUGGCUAUGGAGAGUUACCAGUUUUCUCUGCACAAUCUGCGGGCUCGGAUAGCGCGUGCGGCAAACGCAGGGAAUGACGAUGCCUUGCUAGCAACGACCGUUUUCUUAUGCGUGUUUGAGAAUCUCCGAUCUGAUACACAAUUGAAUCUCAACCUACACCUAACAGCUACUGGUGCGCUGCUCACUCAACGAGACCACGCCGAAACUCAAGUUAAUCCUCGGUCGGUCACUGUGUUCGAACGGCUCUGCGCAGAAUCCUUCCUCUAUCAUAGUUCGCUUAUGAUGUUGUUCAACCCGUCUCUGGAUGCCCUGGCAAAUACUGGCUACACCCUGAACUGGACCCGAUACUUCUCAAACUCGCAACCUGAAACAGAGGUCUGGCCGAACAAGAAGACUCAGCCAGUUCUCGAUGCACCAUACAAUCUGUUCCUUCUCAUUGCUGGUGUGACUCGGCUUGCUCGUGUCACUCGCCCCCUGAACGAGGGUGAAGUUGAGACGUGGAAGGAACUCAACUACCAGCUACUGGAGUUCAAGCAGACUACAAGCCACGAUGCCUAUCAGCUACACUUCGAGGCCAUGCAUAUUAUGCUCCUGAAGGUGCAUCCCAUUGUUCCAGAAUCAGAGGUUAUGGAGCAAGUAUACCGUGUUCUGCAAGAUGGAUCAUCUAUCCUGUAUGCUCUCGAUACACACAGCAAUCUUCUCGCAUACUUGCUCUGGCCCUUGACCGUCCUAGGUUCCAUUGCAGUGGAUUCUCAGACCCGCCGCUUGGUCAAGGCCAAGAUUGAUGAGUUAGCUCGCAGAAGACAUGGGCUUGUUACCCGAACACAAAAAUGGUUACGAUAUAUUUGGGACUUGCCCCAAGGUGACAGGGCUAUGAUGACAAGAAGGGGACUACGGAUUCUAGUUGGAGGGUCCCAAAUUGGCAAGGAAUGUGUCUAGUAACAAAUCUCAGGCUGAUAAGAUGAUUGCAGCUUUGACUAAUGUUAACGAUUUCAUUUGGACAACACUUGCUCAACCACCUUAGCAUGCUUCAUCAAUUCUUCAUCCUUCAGUCGACGACCAAUGAGCUGCACAUGGCAUGGGGCGCCUUCCACCUCCUUAGGAAGAUCUAUAUGAACCAUUAGCUACCUAAAUUUUGAACAUCGAUGGAAAAUAACUCACAGUUCGGAACAUAGGUAACGUCUCGCACGAAUUUGGCAUCGGCAACCUCAUUGGCGUGCCCGAAUGGGAUAACGCAGGCAGGGUACUAAAACGAGCAGUCAG
Molecule: messenger RNA, 1476 nt
Organism: Fusarium odoratissimum NRRL 54006
Lineage: Eukaryota; Fungi; Ascomycota; Sordariomycetes; Hypocreales; Nectriaceae
Exons: 2
Coding region: 124-1152 (342 amino acids)
Biological process (GO): positive regulation of transcription by RNA polymerase II
Cellular component (GO): nucleus
Molecular function (GO): transcription cis-regulatory region binding; DNA-binding transcription factor activity
Source: RefSeq, a predicted model, not a curated record